GUGAAGUUUUGCAACUCCUCACUGUCGCCUGGAAAUCUGAUCCGGUUUCUCACUCUAUCCCCACCCUACAGCCGGUUCUGCUGUCUUUCAAGCAGGUGAGGAGGAGGAACACAGGAACAUGUGAGACCUGAUGGUGGUGGACAAUGGAUGGAAUAUCAAGAGUUGCCCUGAGUGAAGUUCCAGUGUAAGUGGAGAAAUAGCCCUUCUCAGUCCUCUUCUUUGGCCCAUUACCUGCAAAGGAAGGUAGACGCGGAUGCUUCUCACCUGAAACAUAGUCCUGAUAUGGCAAAUUUCUUCAAGUGGCUCCCGCGGAUGUCCAAGCAAAGUUCAACCUCUUUAAAGAGCCCAUUGGACAAUGCUUCUACACGGUCACCCUCCCCUCAUUUGGUGCAAAGCUUGAAUUCUGUUGCCACCAGUUCAGUGAACAGUCCCAAACAGAUGUCCUCCACUUUCCCCAUAAAUGUAAGCAGCUCAGACAGUGCACGCUGGAACAAGUUGUAUGAUGUGUGCAUCUGCCACAGUGAGGGAGACCUUGAAUUUGUGGAGCAGAUGGUCUCCUACUUGGAGAGCCAACCGGAGCACUUUCGUUGCUUUCUUCAGUUGCGGGAUGCGACCCCAGGAGGUGCCAUAGUUUCAGAGCUGUGCGAGGCUGUCCAGAACAGCCAUUGUUGGGUGCUGCUGAUCACCUCCAGAUUCCUCCAGGAUCCUUGGUGUGUUUACCAAAUGCAUCAGGCCUUGAUGGAGGCACCGAUGGCCAAUGGCCGCAUCAUUCCCGUGCUGAAGGACAUUGAGCACAGAGACUAUCCGAGGGAGCUCAAAUGCAUCUAUUACAUCAACGUUACAGUCUUGGAGAAAGGCUUCAGGCUGGUCAAAGAGACCGUGAUGCGCUAUCUACGGGACCUGUGUCAGAAUGCGCACAGGAGCACUUAACUGGAACAUGGACUAAACGUUGAGUCUUUGAAGUAUUGGGAGAAAGUACUUUGGAUAAAAGCUAAAGGAUGUGUUGCUCGCAUGAGGAAGGAGAAGCAUGGUGUUCCCCUCCCACUGACCCAUCUCACCACUGAAGGGCUGAUUUCACAUUCAUUGGCAUUCAACUAUGUGGAAGAAGCACAGCCCGGCCAUAGGAGCUCCUGAAUGGCAUCUGGGCCUCCUGCUGUGCCACUGAAACACUCAAGGCAAUGGGAACAUGUCUGCCUGGGGUAUAUAUUGGAGGUUCCAGCGGGCCCAACAAGAGUUCCAUGCUUAUUCAUAAAAGUACUGUGCCUAUGCUGGAAGCGUGUGUAUGUGUGUGAGUUCUGAGAAGAUAGUUCCCUGGUUACCAAGAGGUCAAAGCAAUCUGUUACUUUGGGGAACCUUCUUAUAUAUUCAGAGCAUUAAUUUUUGAAAAUUUCUGUUACAUUACAGUAAAAUAGAAUAGUGUCAGAAUUCAAGUUCUUCCAUCAGCAUACACAGCAGAGAAGCAUGAAACCAGAACUGCCACUUGUUAAUAUUCCUGAAUCUCAAAAGGAAUUGCUGGACAGAAGCAGCAUUUUUGCUUCCGAUUCCAUUCGAGUGGUCUUCGUAGCCGAAAAGAAAAACCAGGCUUCAUCCUAACUCAUCUACCCAUAUCGGCUUUGGUUCUAUGUAUGAUUCUUUUCCGAAUUGCCUGUUUUAUGUUUAGACCAGACUACCUCAUAGUAUGCUUCUGUUCAAUGCCGUCUUAAACAAGCUUACAAGUGUGUCACUCAGUCUAGGAUUCCUCUCUAUGGGAAUCUUCUCUAGACUUUCUGUCCAGUCUACCAUAUGAAGAUCCGGCUGUAAAUCCCUUUCUUGUCCCUGUUCCUUCAUUUCUCUUCCUCCUUCCAUCACUUGGAUUGAUUGAUUUUUUAUUCUAUUAUGCUUCGGGGGGCGGGGGGGAGCUGUAUACAGCAAAUGUAAUUAGUACAUAAUUAAGUACUUGGCAGAACUUUGAAGUCUGCUACAAACUUUGGACUGUAGCAUAGUUACUGGCAGACAAGUAUAUUACUUGGACCUUAAAUUUCCUCCUGCUGCUAGGGUUAGUGGCCUCAUGGUAGAGUUCACCUGGAGAUGCAACUGAACUUCAAACUACAGAUCGGCUUCCCUGGAGGAAUGACAGCUUCAGAGAGUGGACAGUAUGGUGUCACAUCCCUGCUGAGUUCCCUCCCCUUCCCAGAUUCUGCCAAAGCUUCAGAAUUUUCCAAGCUGAGUUGAUGGUCCUACUUGCUGCAGAAUGGGACAUCAUGAAAUUAAUGAAUGGCAGACAUUUGAUCAGUCCCUAUAUAACAUGCUGUGUGUUUUAACAUCUUUUCUA
Molecule: messenger RNA, 2311 nt
Organism: Eublepharis macularius
Lineage: Eukaryota; Metazoa; Chordata; Lepidosauria; Squamata; Eublepharidae
Gene: TIRAP
Product: TIR domain containing adaptor protein
Exons: 5
Coding region: 283-930 (215 amino acids)
Biological process (GO): signal transduction
Source: RefSeq, a predicted model, not a curated record